UGGAGAUGCAAGUUCAUCAAAAAUAAAAACAAUCACCCUCAAGGAGCUUACAUGCUAGUGGAAAGAUAAAGCAUAAAAGGGAAGUGAAAAGGUUCUGGGAAAUAAGCUAUCAAAGUUUGGAAGGAUCUUUUACUCUUGUAAAGAACAUUGCAUUGAUUCAUUCACAUAAUCAAGCUUUAUUCAGUCCAUUACAUUUUCAGGCUCAUAUAAGUAAACAUUCCACUGCAACUGACAAAAUUAUUUUGACAUUUUUGUUUUUCCUAUAAAAAGAAAAGAGGAAGCAGACAGUAACUUCUUUCAAUGGUGAUAUAACGAGAGUAAUCUUCGAAUGUGAAAGCAUUCCAACUUUCAAACAAUUAUUUUGGAAACAGUCACAUUAUCUCAUAGUAGGUAGGAAGCUCAAAGGCCAUUGUGUAUGGUAUAUUAAUAAAAAUUUCCUCUACGACAACAGAACACUCAGUAGUUUCUGAAAGAUGACAAGUGGUUAUCUAGAUCAAAACUUCUUAAACUGUGGGGUUAAGCCUCCAUAUGAGGUCGCAUAACUAAAUGUGGGGGUUGUGAAAAAUUUGGCAAUAGUAAAAAGGUAUCAAAUAUUCUACCAAGAUUUAUGUAAAAAUAAACAAGCACAUUCAUCUCAUUAGUUUGCAAAUUUGCUUUCAUUUUUAAUAGUAAAAUUAUAUAUAUAUAUAUAUAUCUCAAAGAAUUGUUUUACAUUUCUUGUGAUUAGUAAAUGUUUGAUUUGUAUCUACCUUUAUAUCUGAGGUUGCAUAAAAAUUUAUUGGGCCAAAAGAGAUCAUGGGUAGAAAAAGUUUAAGCCUUGGUCUAGACUUCCCUUAAAUACUUGGAACAUGUUCAAGUUGCCCAUUCCUCUAUUAAAGAUUUCUAAUUGAGGGGAAGUUUUUGUACAAUCAAGCCCACCAUCCAACUUCCAUUCAUUGUUCUUAGCUCUUCCUUCAGGAACCAACCCUAAAUAAGGUUGAGCUUUCUUCCACUGGGCAACACUUAUUUUAAACACUUGAAGAUAGCUAUCAUCUUCUCCACUUCCCACCUUCCAACCCUCUCUCCAGAACUUUCAACACUCAAAGAGUCUCACCUUAUUCUCCUCCAGACAUUCUUCACAUUGUUUUCCAAAAAACAUGGGAGCUACAUUUUAAAAUAUUUUAUAGAAAAGUUGAUAGCUACAGACAAUUAUGUACAAAGAACAAUUGGCUACAGCGUUUUGCUGGCAAAAGCGAGCCCUAAGAGACUUUGAGAAAAUAUUGGUAACUGGGACAGGUUAUCUUAAACUGAUCAGACUUUGGAAUAUUCCAAAUUACACUUGAAGUAAAAAUUGGCUUCUGGAAGUUGAUCAUAUUUUAUGGUACUCAGACAACAAGGGCAAAGGAAAUCUGUUCUUUUAACUCUUCCCUGUUUCUUAAGUUCUCUAAAUUAGAUAAAAGAUGCUCCGAGAAGCCACAGUGUUAGAAUUGGAAAAGUUGGGGAAUUGUCCACAAAAAGACUUCUCAAAGCCACAAGAUAGAUUGCCAAAAAGGGAAAUUGGGGGAAAAUGGGAUUCUUGAGAAACCCUUAGUAACUGGUUAUAGGGAUCAAUCUAUGAUACUUCUGAAGCUGACCUCAAUUUUAGGGAGCAGCUAGCAUGCCAAGAAUAGAUUGAACAAAAAGUGUUCACUGAAUUUUCACGGUGCUUGGUAAUAAGAAAUCAUGCAUGACCUUGAGAAAAAGUCUCAUUGGAGUGAAGGGAUAGAAAGAAGCCAGCUUCUGAGUGGUGUAAUGGAUAAUAUUGAAAAUGGAAGAACUGAGACAAGUUGGUAUAGAUAUCAACACUUUGGAAAAAGGUGUUCCGUUCCCUUUUUGAGAGAGGUGAGAGAAGAGAUGCAUUGUGGUUUGGACUUAAAAGUAUUAGGGAAAACAGUUAUAUGAAGACGUAUUAUCAGUAAAUGAUUUGUACACCUAUCUUAUCUACCGUUAUAUCUGGGAUUGCAUAAAAAAUUGGGUGAAAAGGGGCCACGAGUAGAAAAAGUUUAAGUCCUGAUCUAGAUUUCCCUAAAUACCUUCCUUAAAUACCCAUGGUCUGCCCAAGUUAUCCAACCCUCUUUUAUAGAUGGCUGAGACUACGGGAAAGGCAUUUAACUUCUUAAUGGCCCCACACAGCUCCCUAAGAUUAGAUUAUAAUUUACCCCAGGGCUACUCUUCUGAAUUAGCGAAGGACUUUCCAAUCAUGACCUUCAGGUAUUUCAAUAAUUUAAAGAUCCUCUUCUGGAAAUAUUUUUCAGGUCAGUUGUUCUUUUUACUUGGCCCUCUCCUAACCAAACACAGUCCUUAGGGCAGUGCCUCGCCAUAGAGAUUGCGACUGGUCUUCAGAUUUCUUGGAUAGGAGGAAUUCCCCCGAGGUGCAGAUAAGGUGGCACCGGCUCUACAGCUGGGGCCUUCAAGUCAUCUUAGAGCCCUAAGCACCUUUAACCAAGUCAUGAAUGGAACCCAACUUAAGUUUUUCCACCGGACAAAGGGAGUGCGUCUCUUCCCCACCCCCUGAACUCUGGGGUUAUUUUCUAAAGGCAUGGCCCGCCCGCUCCAAGCCAGCAACUUCAGGGGGGUUCCGGAAAGGGGCUCCCGCGAUGGGAGUCCCAUCUCCCCUCUCCUGCUUCCUGGUCCAGCUAAAGGCUACAGAGCGAAGCCUUCCCAGCAGCUCCGAAGUAAAGCAAAGAAAACCUUCGGGCCCCGGUUCCGAGGGCUUCAGGGCGACCCGCUGCCGGGGAAAUCUCUUCCCCGCCAAGCUAGGGCAAGCACCGGUGCCGGGCAUCAGGAACUGCAAGCAGGAGUCCAACCCUCUCGCCGGCUCCCACGUCAAACGCCGGACGUCAGAAGAAACAUUGUAAUGUAUCAAAACAGCGCACCCCGCGAAUCUCCCCGGCAGCUGCGGCAGCUGCAGCUGGAUUUCCCCUCCCCCACGACCCACUCCGAGUAAAACAAGACCCGCACUCCCCUUCGCAGGCCUCGGGCAGUGCACAAGCAGGACCGGCCUCCCCUCGGCUCAAAGAGGGGGCUCUCUGGGCCCCUCGAGAUACCGGCUGCAGCUGCAGCACCUCGCUCGGAACAUCUCCCAAACCGGUCCCCGCCGGGACAGUCUGCCGGGCGCGCCGGAGUCGGCAGCCCGGGGGAAAGUGGGGGGGAAGGGAGAGAGGCAGGGCGCGUGCGCGCCAGCUCGUGCCCGGGCCACCGCCGAGAAGCGGCAGCUUCCCAGAGCCCCGGCCGAGCUGCGGCGGUUGCUUUUGCGAGUCUAUUAGCAGGCGCGUGGUAGCGAUGGCGGCUCUCUGGGAGACUUCCCCGUCACUGGAUACUACUCCUCCCGGCCCGCCGGCGGCGGCUCCACCCCACCCGCCCCCGCCCCCGCCCCCCCUCGCCUUUAGUUUACAAGUAGCAAUUUCCCCGGCUGGUGCCGCGGGUCCGGAGCAAGCCGGGGCGCGCGCCGCGGGCCGGGCGCAGCCACACUCCCCGGAGGAGCCCAGAGGCGAGCACCCACAUCCCUAGCCGGCCGGCCGCCCGCCCAGGCCAACAUGGGGCUGAAGGAGAGGCUGAGCAAGGAAUGGUUCAUGUUCUGCAUCCUGCUGGUCAUCGUGCUGGCGAAGAUGGAUCCGUCCGUUGGGGCCAAGGGCGGACCACUGAAGCCCGAAACAACUAUAACCUACAUUGCCGUUUCAACGAUAUUCUUUAACAGUGGACUAUCACUAAAAACAGAGUUUACAAACAGUUGGUUGCAUGCCGCCUCCUGUUUCUUCUGCAGUGAUCUUAACCAAAGCUGUUGGUGGGAAUGA
This is a messenger RNA of Antechinus flavipes (yellow-footed antechinus), 3812 nucleotides long. RefSeq names its product solute carrier family 10 member 7 (gene SLC10A7). The transcript is spliced from 3 exons. Bases 3555 to 3812 code for a protein of 85 amino acids. Gene Ontology annotation, cellular component: plasma membrane. Lineage: Eukaryota; Metazoa; Chordata; Mammalia; Dasyuromorphia; Dasyuridae. The record is from RefSeq and is a predicted model, not a curated record.